GUGACCUGUCCUGGGCUGACUACUCCAGCUAACGGGAGACUCAGUACUGGUGACACCAGUGCUGGGACCACGGUGUUCAUCGACUGUGAUCAAGGUUACAUUUUUGAUCCAAAUACUGGACACAAUAUCACAUUGUGCCGCUCUGACGGAACAUGGAACGCCACUCUGGGGAGCUGCACUAGUGAGAGCUGUGUGGCGCUCUCUCCUCCACGCAAUGGUAAACUCAGCUCCUCAGACACCAGACCAGGGACCACAGUGCAAGUCGACUGUGAUGUUGGCUAUGUCUUUGAUCCCACAACUGGAGGUAUAAGUGUGGUUUGCCGUGUCGGUGGUUCAUGGAACUCAAGCCUAGGUGGAUGCAAGCAAGCAAAAUGCCCUGAGCUUUCCAAACCAGCCCACGGCAGUCUGAGCACGCCAACCACUACUGCUGGCACCAAAGUCAGUACGGAAUGCGACGGUGGCUACACCUUUGACUCCAGCACUGGAGACAUUGCUGUUGUGUGUCGCUCUAAUCAGACGUGGAGCUCAACCCUUGGAGGAUGCAAGGAAGUCAACUGCCAGAAGAUGAAUCUCCCCGACAAUGUCAACGUUGACUCCAAUGAGACGUCUCAGAAAACGGUCGUCUCUUUCUCUUGCAAUGACGGCUACACUCUGAGUGGGCCCAGCAGUAAGCUGUGCACCAGUUCUGGAGUCUGGAAUAACACUCAUGUCCCAAGUUGUGUUGCUGAUGCCAACAGCAAAGGUUCACUUAAUGUGGGAGCAGUUGCUGGUGGGGCAGCUGGAGCACUGGUGGUGGUUGUUCUGAUUGUCAUUGCCACUGCCCUCAUCUGCUGGAAACUCUCAUCGCGAUGCAACAAACUGUCAGGCUAUAGCAACCUGAGGCGGAGGCAACCAGGAGAGGCGGUGCACCUCUUCAGAGAUGAAGAUGAAGAAGCUGAAGAGCCUCUCUACAGCACAAACCAAACCGACGAAGGUCCUUUUGAACUCUAAUCUGAGUGUUUAACAUUCAGCUUGCCGUUAUACGUGACUAUUGCUCAUAAUCAAUUUAUUGUUACUGAUAAUCACUCCAUGUCAUUUUGCUGUGAACAAUAACCAUGUGCUUUCGUGCUUGGUAUGUGUUUUUGUAUAAUAAGCACUGUAUAUACAAUAAUGGAUAAUUAUGUGACUCUAAAGUACGUGUAAAAACACAUGCGAAAUAUUGCUUUGCUCGCCGAAAAUGUGUUACUU
Messenger RNA from Geodia barretti, 1227 nucleotides. The record is from the annotation of a GenBank genome assembly. NCBI's taxonomy places the organism in Eukaryota, Metazoa, Porifera, Demospongiae, Tetractinellida, Geodiidae.